Molecule: messenger RNA, 1091 nt
Organism: Echinops telfairi (small Madagascar hedgehog)
Lineage: Eukaryota; Metazoa; Chordata; Mammalia; Afrosoricida; Tenrecidae
Gene: PTGR1
Product: prostaglandin reductase 1
Exons: 11
Coding region: 48-1091 (347 amino acids)
Biological process (GO): prostaglandin metabolic process
Cellular component (GO): cytoplasm
Molecular function (GO): 15-oxoprostaglandin 13-reductase [NAD(P)+] activity; 2-alkenal reductase [NAD(P)H] activity
Source: RefSeq, a predicted model, not a curated record
UUCCCGCAGCUCCCCGCCUCUCCGCGCACUCUCCCGAGAGCUUCAAGAUGGUGCGUGCUAAGACUUGGAUCCUGAAGAAGCAUUUUGAAGGCUACCCGACUCAUAGUAACUUUGAGUUGAAGACAACGGAACUCCCAGCCUUAAAAAAUGGAGAGCUCCUGCUGGAAGCUUUGUUCCUCACUGUGGAUCCUUAUAUGAGAGUGGCAGCCAAAAAGAUGAAAGAGGGUGAGAAGAUGAUGGGCCAGCAAGUAGCCAGAGUUGUGGAAAGUAAAAACUCAGCCUUCCCCGUGGGAACCACUGUGGUGGCUUCUUCUGGUUGGACAACACACUGCAUUUCUGACGGGACAGGCCUGGAAACGCUGCCUGCAGAAUGGCCGGACACUUUACCCCUGUCUUUGGCUCUAGGGGCAGUCGGCAUGACAGGCCUCACAGCGUACUUUGGCCUGCUUGACAUCUGUGGUGUGAAAGGAGGAGAAACCGUGAUGGUCAAUGCAGCUGCAGGAGCAGUGGGUGCUGUUGUGGGGCAGAUAGCUAAGCUCAAGGGCUGCACAGUGGUUGGAGCAGCAGGGUCUGAUGACAAAGUGGCCUACAUUAAAAAACUCGGAUUCGACGUUGCCUUUAACUACAAGACCAUAGCGUCUUUGGAAGAAACUUUGAAAAAAGCCUCUCCUGAUGGUUAUGAUUGCUAUUUUGAUAAUGUAGGAGGGGAGUUUUCAAAUGUUGUUAUCCCCCAAAUGAAGAAAUUUGGAAGAAUUGCUAUAUGUGGGGCCAUCUCCACCUAUAACAGUACUCGUCCGCUUCCCCCAGGUCCACCCGCCGAGAUUGUCAUCUAUCAGGAACUCCGCAUGGAAGGGUUCAUCGUCUCCCGCUGGCAAGGAGCUGUACGCCAGAAAGCUUUGAAAGACUUGCUGACCUGGGUCUCAGAGCACAGCUGCAGAAAGACCGCCCUGACGCCAAAGACUGGGAUCUGCACUCCGGAGGAAGAAGCUCAAGGCAUCAGCUCCCAGAAGAUGCUGCUGGACACUCCAAUUCCAACAGACUCCUGGACAAUGCGGACGUCUCCCCAAAGGGUGACUGACCUGUACACUUAA